Messenger RNA from Candidozyma duobushaemuli, 3966 nucleotides. RefSeq names its product Cta3p (gene CTA3). The transcript has 3 exons. Gene Ontology annotation, cellular component: cytoplasm; plasma membrane. The coding region runs from base 1 to 3966 and encodes 1321 amino acids. Gene Ontology annotation, biological process: endosomal transport; endocytosis. Lineage: Eukaryota; Fungi; Ascomycota; Pichiomycetes; Serinales; Metschnikowiaceae. Gene Ontology annotation, molecular function: protein binding; calcium ion binding. The record is from RefSeq and is a predicted model, not a curated record.
AUGAGCACUUCUCAACCGUCAUUCAAGGUGGGUCUCACCCAGGACGAGAAGAAACUCUACUCGCAGUUGUUCAAGUCGUUGGACCCGGAAGGCAGUGGCAUAGUCACUGGUGAAAAGGCCAGAACGACGUUUGAAAAAACAGGCUUGCCGCCCAAUAUCUUGGGUGAAAUCUGGCAGCUUGCCGACCACAACAACGUGGGCUUUUUGACCCAGUUUGGUUUUUGCUACGCCAUGAGGUUGAUCGGUUACACCCAGGCUGGUCACUUUCCCUCGGCGUCUUUGGCGGAUCAGCCAGGCCCAUUGCCCAAGUUUGCUAACCCUUCUUCGCCUGGUCUUUCCCAAUUGCUCGUUGCUCCACACCCAACCCAGCGCUAUUAUCCCCAAAACACCGCUACCCAGCAGUUGCAGCCUCUGGACCCAAUUGGCCCAGUUUCUCCUGCCGAUUACGAGCGCUUCAAGCAGAUGUUUGUCAAGACCACCGGCUCUGAGCAGGUGCCUUUGAGCGGCAACGCUGCUAAGGAUAUUUUGAUGAAGGCCAAGUUGCCUACGGCCACUUUGGGCCAGAUCUGGGGCCUUGUGGAUGUGCACAACAAGGGCUCCUUGGACUUGUCUGCGUUCGUUGUUGCCAUGCACUUGAUUCACGGUUUGCUCAGUGGCAGCAUCAAAAACUUGCCUCCAUUCUUGCCCGAGGUAGUGUGGCAGUCUGUGGAUACCGCCAAGUACGCUGAGGCUCAGGGCUCCCGUCAAGUGUCACAGGCAUCUGUGGGCUCCCAGCUGUCCACCAUUAGACAUCCCCCAACUGAGACUUCUGAGUGGACUGUUUCGCCUCAGCAGAAACAGAUGUUCGACUCGAUGUUCGACAACUUGGACAAACAAAAAACAGGUAAAUUGACUCCUGACCAGGUCGCCAACUUCCUCAUGACCUCGAGGUUGGGCCAGCAAGAUCUUGCGACUAUUUGGGACUUGUCCGAUAUUCAGAAUACUGGUGUGUUCACCAACCUCGAGUUCUCUAUCGCUUUGUUCUUGGUGAACCGCAAGAGAUCGGGCCUUUCGUUGCCUAAUGUGGUCCCUGAUGCUUUAAUCAAGUCUUUGUCAAAUUUGCAGCAACAGGCUCCACCUCAACAAGCUCAAGCCCAACCCCAGGCUGAACCAGUCGCAACUAAUCCAUACUCCUACGACCAGGGUAACGCCCCUGUCACUCCAGCAAAGGCUAAGACCUCUAUGGACGAGCUUGCUGAUGUUUUUGGCUCGCCAUCUCCUGUUCCCCAACCAGCAAAGCCAGCUUUGGAGCAGCGCAAUAGCUCAAGUGACUUGACUGGCUCUGAAUUGCCCAAGGUCCGCAAGCAGUUGACUUCAUCUUUCAAGCCAACAUCUACAUUUGGCCAAACCCUUCUUUCUCUGCAGCAGCCUCAGCAAAAGCUGGCGCCUGAGCCCCCAAGUUUAAUCGGGGACGAUGUCCCACUGCCAGCUAGUCCUGCUCCAACUCCUAAGGAAGCUCCCGCUCCGGUCGCCUCUCCCACGAAGGAAACUCAGAAGUCCGUUGAUUACGAGGCUUUGAGAUCUGUUCCUCCACCACCAGCAAAGAGAGGAACAGAGCCUGCCGGUCAGGAGUCCAACUUUUUCUCAACAGAGCAGCGUGUCGCAAGUCCGGCUCCACAACAGUCCGCUUCUCAGCAGCCAACUUCUCGCUCUGUUCAGCCUGAUAACAACGAUCUUUUGGCUGAUUCUGAAAUUUCUGGUCAGUUGUCCCAGGCUAACACCGAUAUUGCCAAUAUCUCCAAUCAAGUCAGAUCUUUGACAACGCAAACCUCGAACUUGCAUGAGAAAAAGACCAGGGCUGACCAGGAGUUGACCCGUAUCUUGGCUGUGAAGCUGGAGAUCGACAACAAGUUGAAGACUUUGAGAGCUUCUUACGCGAAUGAGGUCAAGCAGGUUGAGCAAGUUGAGACAACCUUGCAAACCGCCAGAGAAGAAACUGAGGCUUUGAGAUCUGAGGCAUCUAUCUCCGAGGCCAAGCUUAAUAACGUUUCUGGUGAGUUGCAUGAAAAGCAAGUGGCUGUCGAGGAAUUGCAAAAGACCAACAGCUCAUUGAGAGAGAAGUUGGGCAGCUUAAAUGCUGAGAUUGUCGAGCUCGAGAAGUCUUUGGAGUCGAAGAAGACUGAGAACACAAAACUUAACAACGAUGUUAACGUGAAGAAAUCUCAAGUUCAGGUCUCAUUGGUCAAGAUUGACGAGAUUAAGAACAAGAUCUCGGAAUACGAGGCAAGCACCCGUCGUUUGCAAGAGGAACAUGCAAGCCUUGAAAAGCAGGAUAAUGAUGCUCAACAGCAAGCAAAGAGCUUGCAAGCUCAGCACGAUGAUAUCAGCAAACAUGGUGUCUCUCAGUCUCCAGGUUCUAACUUUGGUCUUGGUGCUGCCGUUACAGCUGCAGCUGGUGCUGCCAUUGGUGCCGGUGUUGCUGGUGCUCACGCAUUGAGUGGUGACAGCUCCAAGGAGAAUGAAGAAACAUCUAGAGAAGCCCAGACUCCAGCACCAGCUCAGACCUCGGACACGCACCAGUUCUCUCCUGCCCAGGUCAUUCCAGGCUCCUUGGACCAUUUCAACGACAACUCUCAAGAUACCAAUGUUGAGGCUACCAAGCAAACUGAGGUGAUGCCGGGUAGCGAAGAGCCAUCAGUUGAUGCUUUAGUUGACGAGGUCAAGGAUGUCCCAACCGAAGAUAUGACAGGUGUGGAUGAUUUCAACGCCGCUCAACAUGAGGAUGUCAAUGAGAAGCAACUCGACUCUGCGGACACAAAGUACCCUAACAUGGAAGACAUCAAGGAUAAGUUCCCUGAAGUCCCAUACGACAACAGCACCAACCGCACGGCUCCAUCUUCUGUGGCUACAGACUACUACAAGAGAACGGACGAUAGUGAAAGAAGCGAAACACCAGUUACAUCCCCUAAUAGCUCAGACUACCAGUUCCAGCAAGGCAACUCUGCAGGUGUUGUUGGCAGUAUGGUUGGCAUGCCCAAUGUUCUCGUGGGCGUCCAGCGCACGGACUCCUUGACAUCCAGUAUUCAGAACAACCCUUCGAUGUCUGUUCGUGACGACAACAUCGAGGAUGUCAGUGAGCGUGAGACCUUGAGUGGCGAGGUUCCCGUUUCUCCUCCAACUUCCAACCAAGCACCUAGAUCCCAGAAGGAGCACGAGGGGCAGGAAUCCAGUGAAGGAGAGCGCAUUUCAUCUGGUGUCGAGCUGUUUGAGUUGGUGAACGCAGAUGAAGCUAGGGGUUUAGAGCAUCAGAGCCCCGAGGGUCCAAGUCAUCCACUUGCCCAAAGCCAUGUACAGCCUACAGACAGCCAGGAUAAUGUCCGCAACGAUGACGAUGAGUUCCCUCCAAUUCGUGAGCUUGAAAUUGAUGAGAGCUCUUCGGACGACGAGCCAGAGGAUAAGUUUGACGAUGCUGUGGACCACUUGAACGCCAAUGCUGGUGCCAACCAGUCAGCUACCAAGGAUGAGUUUGACGAGUUUGAGGAAGAUCUCAAGCCUGCCGCUCAGGAAAGCGGCCAAGCAGCCGAUGGUUUCGACGAUGAGUUCAAUGACUUGCAGGCCGCUUCGGCUGACCAAGGUGAGGACUUCGACGGUGGAGAAGGCGAUUUUACGAUUGAUGAUCACUUUACCGGGGCCGACGAUGUUCCAUCUGGCCAGCCCGACUUUGGAAGUGCAGCUCCAGGUGGUUCCAAGCCAGAGAGCAACGAUGAAUGGGAGCAGCUUUUCGCUGGAUUUGGCAAUGCGGGACCAAGCCAGCCUGCUCCUGGUGCUGGUGGUGCUGCAGCUGCUGCACAGGCCGACCCUUCGAAGGACCUCGCUGUGCAAGAACUUGUAGGUAUGGGCUUUGAACAGGGCGUUGUGAUUGAUGCAUUGAACAAGGAGAAUUGGAAUGUGGAGGCUGCCACCAACUACUUGUUGGACCACGCCUAA